Chenopodium quinoa (quinoa) is the source of this 633-nucleotide messenger RNA. RefSeq lists its product as uncharacterized. NCBI's taxonomy places the organism in Eukaryota, Viridiplantae, Streptophyta, Magnoliopsida, Caryophyllales, Amaranthaceae. The record is from RefSeq and is a predicted model, not a curated record. The transcript is spliced from 2 exons. Bases 1 to 633 code for a protein of 210 amino acids.
AUGGAUGUGCAUAACGCAUUUUUACAUGGUGAUCUUGAAGAAGAGGUGAACAUGAAAUUGCCCCCAGGGUUCGAGAGCUCUAAGACGAAAUUGGGGCAUGUUCAGAUUAAUGUGUUAGUCUAUGUUGAUGAUUUGAUUAUUUCUGGCAAUGAUUCCGCUGCGUUAUUGGCUUUUGGAGCUUAUUUGGGUGAUUGUUUUAAAAUGAAAGAUCUAGGUCCCUUGAAAUAUUUUCUUGGCAUUGAGGUGGCACGAAGUGCGACAAGUUUAUUUUUGUGUCAGCGUAAACAUACACUAGACAUUAUUUCUGAAGUAGGCUUGACAGGUGCAAAGCCUAAUGACUUUCCGAUAGAACAAAAUCAUAGAUUGGGACAUGUGAAUGGUGAGUUACUUGUGGAUUCAAUUCGAAGGCAUAUCGUCGACUUAAUUAUCCAACGAUUGGUUUAUCUUGCGAUGACACGACCGGAUCUAGCCUAUUCCGUGCACAUUCUAUCUCAGUUUAUGCAGAUUCCACGAACAGAGCAUUGGGACGCUGCCUUACGUGUGGUUCGAUACUUGAAGGGUACACCAGGGCAAGGGAUUUUGCUUCGGGCUGAGAGUGAAUUGACACUACAGGGGUGGUGUGACUCAGAUUAG